Molecule: messenger RNA, 1239 nt
Organism: Caenorhabditis elegans
Lineage: Eukaryota; Metazoa; Nematoda; Chromadorea; Rhabditida; Rhabditidae
Gene: Y34B4A.2
Product: UV radiation resistance-associated gene protein-like
Exons: 9
Coding region: 127-1146 (339 amino acids)
Source: RefSeq, marked reviewed
UCGUAAAUCCACAAUUCUAUUUCUCUGUUUUUAAUUUAAUAGAAUUGAUGAUAUCAUUGCUUAUUUGCUCACAAAACUUUGAUAACUUUCACUUUUAGACCUAAAAUAUUCAUUUACGACUAGUUCAUGACCACGAAAAACAGCACGGAGGAUGUGGCUGUGGAUAGUGACUCACUCGAAAAAUUGCAACAAGUUAUAAAGGAAGUUAAAGAAAAAGAGACACACCUGAAGACAUUGCGAGAGACAAUUGAUGACGAAGAUGGUCUUGUCGUUCGAUACCAAAUGGCCCAAGACUUGGCGAUACGAGUUGAAGAAAAAGAAGUCAAAUGUAAAAGUUACAAAACACAAAUCGAAAUGGUGCAGAAAUUAAUAUUAGCGAAAAGGAGGAUAAUCUACGAGGUACAAGAGAAGAUCGAUAAAAAGAACUACGACAAAAUGAAACUUGUGGAGAAAACUGAGGGACUGGGCACACAAGCUGACAAUAAUGUAGACACUAAGCUCAAGAAUAUAAAAAUAACUAGAAUCAUGAACCGGCUGGUCGCCUAUCGGAAAACGUUUCUUUUACAGGAGAUCAUGGAUGUUUUCAAAAUUGAUAUUGACGGUGGCCCAGCUUCCAUGAAACAAAACCGAGUGCGGAGUGAUUGCAAAUGUGUGCUCGUCGACACAAUACGAGGACUUCACCUACCACAUAUUGCCUCAAUUCAACUUUCGCCACACAACGAACGGGAAACAACUGCAGCAAUUGGACUGCUCAUUCAAAUGCUACAUGUCAUCAGUCGCGUUUUGGAAUACUCCUUGCGUUAUCCGAUUGUGCCUGCAGCAUCUUUUUCUAAAGUUUACUGUCCGAUAGAUGACAAAUGGGCAACGCUAUCCGGAUGGAAGAAAAGAUCGGAACGUGAACGAUUUCUUGAAGGACUCAGUUGGCUAGCCAAAAAUAUUGCCCAACUUCGAUCCGACUGCGGAAUUCCUACUCCAAUGGCUGAUAAGACACUUUCAGUAUUAGCGGACUGGAUACGUUCAGUGGUUGAAGGGAAAUAUGUGUGCAUUUAUGAUCGGCCUAUCAACAAUACAAGUAGUCCUUCAAGCCUUCUCGUCAACUUCCAACCACCACAAGAUGCUUUACCUACAGACCUACCGGUACCAUGAUGAUAUCCAUGUUGACUUACUGCACACAUUUCAUGUUGCAUUGUUUGGGUUUAUUUAUUUUCAGUGUUUGAAAAAAAAACGAAUUUAUUUUUU